Molecule: messenger RNA, 837 nt
Organism: Cordyceps fumosorosea ARSEF 2679
Lineage: Eukaryota; Fungi; Ascomycota; Sordariomycetes; Hypocreales; Cordycipitaceae
Exons: 1
Coding region: 1-837 (278 amino acids)
Source: RefSeq, a predicted model, not a curated record
AUGGCUGACACCAAGACCUCCUUCACCUCGCCCAAAGAUAGCGCACCACCGCCGGCCUACGAUGCGACUGCUGGCUCCUCCUCCACAGCUGCGGACGCGCUUUUUCAGACCAGCUUUGCCUCGCUGUCGCUGCACAUGACCGACCGUAUCCGCCUCGUGCAGUUUGGCGCCGACGACGUUGCCGCCGUGCGCGGCGCCAUCCGGCAGUCCUGGCCCGACGGUAUCCAAGCGGAGCGGCCCUACUCCGUCUCGCACGAGUUCAAGCUGCGCGGGCGGCCUUGGAGCGGCUCCGGCACCGGCAGCUACGCCGUGCCCGCCAUCACGCUCAUGCGCGACCUCUUCGCCUGUCUCUACGCCCGCGGCUGGAUCCUGACGGCCUCGACCGACGUCUCCCGCAAGGAGCUCGACAAGGACACGCUCAUCUUUCGCCGGCAGGGCGGCGGCCCGCCGCCGCCGGCCUCGUGGAUGGCCAUCUCGUUCAAGCAAGGGGACAAGAUCCGGCUCCUCGGCGCGUCGUCGGAGCUCAUCGCGGCGCUGCGCGCGCUGCUCACCGGCAUGCGCCUGCUGCAGGCCCAGGCGGUCAAGGACGCGGCACGCUCCCAGUACGAGUUCAAGCUGUACGGCCACCCGUGGCACGCGUCGGGCGAGGAGACCAUGGUCGCGCGCCUGCUGAUCCUGCGGUUCGUCGAGAUACUCGAGCGCCACGGCUGGAGCCUGUACGCGAGCAUCGAUCAGAACAGCGGGCCGUCUGGCGACAGUUCCUAUAGCGAGACGGACUGCUGGUAUUGUGUCAAGUCGUCGGAUUGGACGCCGGGCAGUGUUAUUUUGCAUAGGUAG